Messenger RNA from Penaeus chinensis, 6802 nucleotides. RefSeq lists its product as uncharacterized. The transcript is spliced from 22 exons. The record is from RefSeq and is a predicted model, not a curated record. Bases 137 to 3376 code for a protein of 1079 amino acids. NCBI's taxonomy places the organism in Eukaryota, Metazoa, Arthropoda, Malacostraca, Decapoda, Penaeidae. Gene Ontology annotation, molecular function: protein binding.
AGCGCAGCUCCAAGGCGUAAACAACAAUGGCGACGAUCAGCUGACGUUCAGUGGGCUUGGUCGACGAGUUGCUUCCUCAUUUUUCGUCAUUUCCAGCUUAAAAAUGACCAGGAAAGCGGUUCAAUGAUAUCCGAACAUGUCGUCUGAAAGCGAGACAGACGAGUUCUUCGAUGCCUUUGACACGACGCCUCAAAGACAGUCAGCGAGGGCAGAAGAAGGGUCAGCUGCUGAAGUACCCCCAAAGAGUCCAAAAGAACAACAAUGGAAGGGAUUAGAGCACACCUCUUCCAUUGGGAGUAUGACCAUUGGUCAGGAACUGCUCCAGUCUGUGGAAAAAAAGAUAAAUCAGUCAAGUUCCACCUCAACUUUGAUGCAGCCACCGUCCCAACCAUUUCUCCACCCACUCAAGGCUUUCCAGUCUUCAAAAGAUCUGAGGAGUGGAGAACAGGCCAAAAUAGAGAUUUCUCCAGGAGGUCUAGAAAAAGAAGAAAGAAUUAGUCUGAGUGGCCUUAGUGCAGGCAAGCGUGAUGUUGAGGAAUCAAGCAGUGCAUGUAGCGGGUCACUUCUAGGAAAUUUGGGUGAUGAUGAUGAUGAUGAAGCAGCCCCAAGAGUUCGUUCAGGUGGGAGAAGACGGACUCGGCACCGGGAGGUCCGGAAGCAGAUGCAGACGGAGGAUGACGACCCUCCUUUUCUCCCAUCCCCAGCUGGGAGCCAGUCCUCAUCCCUGGAAGGAAUUUAUCCCCAAGGGAGAACCUCCCACCCUUUCAGAGUUGUAGAACAUGACACUGCAAGUGUUUACAGCUCAGUAUCUUUAGGAAAGGUUGGGAAGAUUCCAUCAGGGCCAGAUGGGCACACUAUACGAGAAUGUCAUGUAGGGCCGGAAAUUGAGGCACUCUCAGAAGACAAGGUGUUAGAACAGCCUCUAGCAGACCCACCUAAGGAUGUGUUGUUGCCAGGAAAUAUGAUAAGUCCAGCAUGUGAAGGAAGAGUAAACCAGCAAACCAGACGACAGAGGGUGAGCCAACUCUACUUCCCCCAUUGUCUCCUUCCACACCAACAGUCGAGAGAACAUGGCCUACUAAUUCAUCACAAAGAACCAGAUUUGGUAGCAAGCACAAAAAGCAGUUCAGGAAGUGACAAGUCCAAUAGUCUUCCUCGGGCUGUGCAGGAAACCCCUCCAGCAGGUACUCUGGGUGAGCCAGCCCCCUCACCCCUUCACCUGCCUCAUGCUGAACCCCCAAGAGAAGAACAAGCUCCAGAAUUACCAUCUUCUCCGGCAGUUAUCCCUGCUCAGCCCUGUCAGAAUGGGGAGCAGAUCCAGGUGGUAGAUCCGUGUGCAGCUACCCAAGCUGUCUCGUUGGCACCAAUUGUUCCUCAAGAAGUGCCCCAGGUCAUGUGUCCACCUCCAGCUCCUCCGUCUGCUGUUGCUCCUCCGGUUCCUGCUCCUGCUGCCAGCACUGUACCUGUAGCCCCUCCAAGGAGACGACGUAGGAAUCGGUUGAACACAGAUGAUGAUACAGCAAGUCUGGCAAGUGUUUCAUCAUUACCUUCACCAGCCCUCACUCUCACAACAGUUGAUGCCAUUAGCAUUGGUCAGUCUUUAGAUCUUCGUCAAGCCGUCCGAGGAGAUUAUUUGGUGAAGCCUCAGGAUUCUGAAAAUGCCAAAGCAGUGGGACCAAGUGCAGAGGAGAUAGCCAGAAUAGAAGCAGAGGACACAACCAGCCAAGCAUCCACUCCUGAGGUGUCCAGAGCCCCAAGUCGCCUUGCUAACACAGGGCAACAACCAACCUCAUCAGAAGGAACACCAGAUACCCCUGGUACCCCAGGCUCCCUGCCUUCUGAUACUCCUACGUCAGAUGCUGCAGCUAGUCCAGCUUCUAGCAGUGAUGGACAGAAGAAGCAGUUGAAUUUAAUGGUGCGAACACGCUCGGAUUCUGGGAAGGAGCUCUCGGAUGCGGAAUGGUUUUUGCAGUCUCCUGUUGACUUUGAUGCCUUCAUGAGUGACAAAGAAAUUCUGAAGCAAGUGACUGUGCUGAAUUUAGAUACUGGGGAACGAAUACCUCUUAGUGAUGCUGAAAGUUGUCUCCCACCUGCCCUCAACCCGCUCUCUCUACACAUUAUGAGACUUACCAGCGAAUACGUCAGUAACUCAAAUGUGGAUGGACAAGAAUCGGAUGAAGAGAGUGUGACAGAUGUCAUCGCAAAGAAGCUGCCAGAAAUCGAUAGUUCAGCAGUGAAGAAGAAAACAUUUCCACUUCUUCCCCAGGUAUCUCCAACACCGUCCCAAGAAUCAUUGGUGUCUCAGCACUCUGGCCAGUCAGGGGAAGACCUCGGCUCUCUUGACCCCAACGACGAUGGCAGUGCUCCCUUCAUGCCAAAACCGUUCUGUGUUUACACUGGCCACACUGCAGACAUGCUCGACAUAUCAUGGUCCAAGAAUUACUUUUUAUUGACUUCAUCAAUGGACAAAACUGUUCGUCUGUGGCACAUAAGUCGGAAGGAGUGUUUAUGUAUCUUCCAGCAUAUGGAUUUUGUCACAGCAAUAACUUUUCAUCCUAAGGAUGACCGCUACUUCAUAUCUGGUGCCCUAGACGGAAAGCUACGACUUUGGAGCAUCCCCGACAAGAGAGUAGUGUUGUGGAAUGAGGUGGGAGGCCAACCAAACCUGAUUACAGCGGCAAACUUCUGCCAAAAUGGUAAAUUUACUGUCGUAGGAACGUAUGAUGGAAGAUGUAUAUUCUAUGAGACAGAGCAACUGAAGUACUUCACACAGAUCAAUGUCAGAUCAACAAGAGGGAAGAAUGCCAAAGGAAGAAAAAUCACUGGCAUUGAACCUUUACCAGGCGAAGAUAAGGUGCUGAUAACAAGCAACGACAGUAGAAUACGAUUAUAUGACUUGCGUGAUUUGAACCUGUCAUGCAAAUACAAAGGCUACUCCAAUAUGUCUAGUCAGAUCCGUGCAGGAUUCAGUCAUGAUGGCAAGUUUAUUGUAGCUGGAAGUGAAAAUCAAUGUAUCUACAUCUGGAAGACUCAUCAUGACUACUCCAAAUUCUCAUCUGCAAGAAGAGACCGAAACCUUUACUGGGAAGGAGUGAAAGCUCACAGUGCUGUUGUUACUUGUGCCGUGUUUGCACCUCACCCAGAACUGGUAUUCAGCUUCAUUGAACAACAGCAGGAGAUUCUCAGCAAAUCAGGAGAGCAAGAGCAGCAGCAUCCACAGCAACAGCAGCCACACCAAACGAGUCAGAAUAAGGAUAGUGGGACAACUAACAAGGGAUAUGUACUGGUAUCUGCAGACUUCAAUGGCUGUAUCAAAGUAUUUUUGAAGAAAGAAAAACCCAAGCACUCAUCAUUACCAGCAUCAGCUUUAGUGUAGAAUAAGUAGGGAGAUCUUUAGAAGUUUUGCAUUGGACGAGGUUAUAUUGUAAAAGCACUAGAAGGUGUGGAUGGUAAAAACACCCUACUGUGUUUAUAAAAUGGCAGAAAAACCUACUAUACACAAGUUUAUCAGGAGAAUAUUUAAAAACUGUUUUCUCAUAUUAUGCUAAUAAAUGUACCUUGAGUAUAAUUUUUUUUCUGCCACUAGGAAGCAUAAUAAUGGGCAUGAAUCCAUUACACCAUGUCCCAUUGCUGUGGUGCAUUACAUGUUCCAUUUUAGAGCAGAGGAAUUUGAUCACAGUUGUGUGGUUGAAAAUGCUUUGGAUGGAUGGAAAUUUUUGGAAUAAUUUUUUCUUUCUUUUCCUCAAACGUUUUGAUCACAGGGCAGUGAUGAUAAUUAUGCACAUUUAUUAUGUUUCACAAGUAUUGUAGUCUGAAAUUAUUUUGUAAUGUAAUGAGACUAUAUCCAAGAUUAUAUCAAUAUUCUAUAUCUAUAUCCUUCAAGGAAGAAUGAAGGGAUGAGUGCGUCAUGGUGAGUGUGUGGCAAGAUUAAUACAAAACCUUGUACUUCAUUAUUAUUAUAAUUAAUGGUUGUUAUUAAUAUGAUUCUUUCCUUUUAUUAUUAUUUUGUAUUUCCAUUUCUAGUGCUAUUAUUAUUAUUAUUAUUAUCAUCAUAAUCAUAGCUAUCAAUUCUCUUAUAAAUGUGUCAUAUUUAUGAUUAUUGUUAUUUUCUUAUGCAAAUGAUUAGGGAGACUUGAUAAUGACUAAUAAAUAUUUAUAUCUGCUUUUUGGGGAGGGGGCGCAUUGAAAUUAUUGCAUAUUGUUGAGGGGAAAGGAUAUAAUUGUUCAUCCAUUGGCACAGGGUACAUGCACUGUCCAUUGUAAUUUUAUGUCAAGGUUGUUUACACAUGGUUGGCUUCGCAAGUGCUAGUCACCAAGUAGUUGGUUAAUGAGUCUACAUGGCCUUACCUGUUUAACCCCCUCCUCAAUUUUUUGGGAAAAAACGUUUUUAUUUCUAAUACUAUUAUUGUUAUUAACAUUAUUACUAUUAUUACAUUAUUAAUAGUACCAAUAGUACUAAAAACAAACUUUUCUUUAUGACAAUUCAUGGAAUAAGGUAAACAUGUGAGAUCAGAUAGGCUUAGUAAUUAACUGAUUCCUUGAUGACCAAACACUGUGGAGCCAUCAGAGUGUAAGCAAAAUUAAUGGACUGAAGUCAUGGUGAACAAGACAUGUACCCUCCAGGUAGCAACUAUUUAAUUAAAAAUAUUAGAGACCUUAAUGGUAUCCAUAUCAGGAAAGCACAACAGAAUAUUUUUAAUUAGUUUUUUUGUCUUCUGUUUAGGCAUUUGUGUGGUACACAAGCCCAUGUUGUAUGUAUGUAUGAAUGCAUCUGCUCUGUGCAUAAAAAAUGUAUAUGUGUGUAAAUAUGUAUGUAUGUACUUCAAGUAAUGUGUGUGGGUUUAAAUGCAGUGUGCUUGCAUUUGGAUGCAUGCUUAUAUAAGUGUGCUUUGUAUGUUAGUGUAAGAGAUUAUAAAAUGAACAGGUUAUUGUCGAGUAAAAGGUAAUGUAAAAUUAAUAAAAAUAUCAUUGUGUAUAUUAAAAGAUUCCUUCUACAUUACGAGCAAAGAAAAAGAAGUUGCAUGAAGCUCCUCGGAUAUGUACGAGAUGAAAUUUUAUUUAUUUGUUUAUUAUAGUGACAAUAAACCCUCAUUCAAGAAUGGAAUGUAAUAUUAAAAUCCUUAUACUAGUCCAAAGUAUUGCUCUGCUUUUACAUAGUUAUUGAGAAAUGAAAUGUAAUAUGUAAGGGAGAUGUGCUAGGUCCUGCCCCAUGUAAUGUAAAUCUAUUUUUUGUUUACUUUGCUAACCUUGAUGGUAAUAAAUUUUCAUACCAUAGGGCUGUCUACUGCCAGUACACGUAAAAGUUAUCAUACAUUUCUAGAGUUUAAAGUUUUUAUACCAGGAAAAGAAAUAUUUUUUAAGAGAUUAGUUUUAUGGAAUUUUUUUUCUUCUUUUUUUUUUUCUUUUUUUUUUUCUUUUUAGCUUUGGUGUUGAUGAUAGCUGAAAAAUGAUCCGAUACUAGAGCUGAAAAAUCAUGUUUGAUGUAUCAAAGUUUUUAGUGCUAAGUAUGGUAAUAGUCCCUGGCCUAUGCUAAUAGGGUAAGGAAAAUAUGCUCAGUAGUGUAUGGAUGAAAUUUUUUUCUGUAAAACAGUGAGAAAAUGUAAGUAUAUCAGUAUACAAAUCUGAUAAUCUUGUAAAAAAUAUUUCAAGAUUUAUUAAUCGUCAUUUGAACUGUACAUGCUAUGUCAAAUGUUUUGUUGCAUAAGGGUAAUAAGUUGUAUCUAUUUUCAUUUUUAUCAUCUCUUGGUAUCAAGUAAUUAUAUGAUUUGCUACUGUCAUUCUCAUGUACUAAUUCAUAAUUCAGUAGUUAGAUAGGUAGGUAGGCAGUAUAAAGUGAAUCAUACAGUGUUAAUUAUGUAGAUAGUAACAGGUAGAAUGAUAGGUUAUUCAUCAGCUGUAGAUGAGUAGAUAGUUAUCAGGUACAGAGGAACAUACAGGUAGAUUGGUAAAUUAAAUAAUUUUUGAGGCCGCUUUAGCUGUUAUGUUUGUUAAUGUUUGAUUUCGUUUCCUUUUUUCACAAUAUAUGAGCAUGAUUGUAGUAAUGAAAAUAGCUUUGUGGAGAGAGAUAAUGAGACCUCUCUGAUGUAUUUGCCUCUUAAAUAGUCAUUUUAAAUCAUAUGUUAAAUCUCAAGAAAGGUGUACUUUUACUUUAUUCUUGUUAUGAAAGUGUAGUAAGAAAUCUGUGCAUACUGCUGUCUCAAUAUUAUAAAUGGUAUUUUCUUAAUAUAUGCAAAAUACUUUUAUCAGGAUUUGAUUGGAGAGCAGAAGAAAAUCCGGAAAGUAUAAUGUGUGGAGUUUUCCUAUUCUUUAGCUAUACAUGCUACAUUAAGUCAGAAAGGUAUACUUUCAUUGGAGCAUUGUCAUAUUUAUACUGUACUGCUGUUCUUUCUUAAAAAAAAAAAAAAAAAAAUUCAAGUCAUUAGUUUUCUAAGUACUAGGUAAGGAAAUACCACAUUACUAUUUUGUCUUCUUAUUUUGUAAGGCAAUUUGUUAGGACCAUAAUCAUUCUUAACUGCAUGUUAAAAGAUUGUUGAAUGAAUUUCAAAGAAUAUAGAAGCUGAACAUUACUUUUUCGUACUUUGAAAGUAAGCUAUAGACUGUGAGUAUGAAACAAGUUCAUAAUUUGACCUGUGCUCUCAUGCAGUGCACUCAAGAGCACCAAGCAUGUAUGUAAGACUUCACAGACAAGGCAUAUCAUUUACUGCUUCUUGUUGAGGAACCAAGUAUUGUUUAGUACAAGCGAUAUGAAAACCUGUUGAGAAAUAAAUAUUUCUAUGCUUCAUGCAUAGGAAAGAAUAAGAUA